AUGCGACAAUGUGAUCCAAAUUCAGCCUUCUUUGGGUUUAUGGGGAUUGCUGCUUCCUCCAUUUUUUCGAACCUUGGGGCCGCCUAUGGUACGGCGAAAAGUGGUAUAGGUGUCUGUAGUGUUGGUGUUAUGAGACCAGACUUAAUUAUGAAAUCGAUAUUGCCUGUAGUUAUGGCUGGUGUUCUUGGAAUAUACGGAAUUAUUAUGUCUAUUAUUAUAUACGGAAAAAUGAUCCCAGCCGAGGAAUAUUCCACCUUUUCUGGAUACAGACACCUGGCGUCAGGACUCAUAGUUGGAUUAAGUUCUUUAGCUGCCGGCUUGGCCAUAGGAAUUGUGGGUGAUGCUGGUGUAAGAGCCAAUGCUCAGCAAAACAGAUUAUUCAUUGGGAUGAUUUUAAUUCUUGUAUUUUCUGAAACCUUGGCAUUAUAUGGUUUAAUUAUCGGCAUUUACAUCACCUUCACAAUAACUCCGAAGCUUUGUACAUCUUAUGCAUUAUCUUAG
This is a messenger RNA of Plasmodium gonderi, 501 nucleotides long. Its product is annotated as V-type proton ATPase 16 kDa proteolipid subunit. The record is from RefSeq and is a predicted model, not a curated record. The coding region runs from base 1 to 501 and encodes 166 amino acids. NCBI's taxonomy places the organism in Eukaryota, Apicomplexa, Aconoidasida, Haemosporida, Plasmodiidae. Gene Ontology annotation, cellular component: proton-transporting V-type ATPase, V0 domain. The transcript has 5 exons. Gene Ontology annotation, molecular function: proton-transporting ATPase activity, rotational mechanism. Gene Ontology annotation, biological process: proton transmembrane transport.